Messenger RNA from Hibiscus syriacus, 468 nucleotides. RefSeq lists its product as uncharacterized. The coding region runs from base 1 to 468 and encodes 155 amino acids. Lineage: Eukaryota; Viridiplantae; Streptophyta; Magnoliopsida; Malvales; Malvaceae. The record is from RefSeq and is a predicted model, not a curated record. The transcript has a single exon. Gene Ontology annotation, molecular function: RNA-DNA hybrid ribonuclease activity; nucleic acid binding.
AUGUUUAAGUUGAAUGUGGAUUAUGCCUGCCCAAUACCUCAUGCUUCCCCGACUGUUGGUAUUCUUUUGCGUGAUAGUGAUGGCUUGGUUGUUGUUAUUCGUGCUCUCCCUGUUCCUGAUUAUCGGGUGGCUAGAGUCGUGGAAGCGAUGACAAUUUGUCAUGGUGAUCAUAUGGUUGUGGAACUAGAUUUGUCGACUGUUGUUGUUGAGAGUGACUCGUUGAAUAUGGUUCGUCAACUGGAGAACUUUACUGAUGAUCAUUUUGUUCUUUGCUUUUACCUUGAGGAAGUUAAACAACUCCUUGAUUCUCAUCCUCAUGUUUCAGUCCGUUUUGUUCGUCGAGAGGCCAAUGGUGCAACCCAUGCACUUGUCAAUUAUAUUUCUACGACAAAUAUGUCGUUAUAUUUUCAGUAUAAUGUUCCAGAAUGUGUUUCUUCUGUAGUUAUGUCUGACAUUGCUUUUCGUUAA